This is a messenger RNA of Copidosoma floridanum, 1301 nucleotides long. It is a transcript of the gene SrpRbeta, whose product is annotated as signal recognition particle receptor beta. Gene Ontology annotation, molecular function: GTP binding; GTPase activity. Gene Ontology annotation, cellular component: Golgi apparatus. Lineage: Eukaryota; Metazoa; Arthropoda; Insecta; Hymenoptera; Encyrtidae. The record is from RefSeq and is a predicted model, not a curated record. Gene Ontology annotation, biological process: protein localization to Golgi apparatus; intracellular protein transport; Golgi to plasma membrane protein transport.
AUCGGGUUUAUCAUGCAACUAAUAUGAUUAAAAAUUGUAUGAGUCUAUUUUUUUGAUUAUUUGUUCUGAUGUAGUACAACAAAACUAUGGUUACGCCUGUACAACGUUUUAUUGAGCUGUAAAAGCGUUUAAUAUACAAGAUUUUAAAGAACAACAUCCACUGCCUGCAUCGUUCGCAAUUCGGAUUUCAUUGUUUUUGUUGAUCAAUCUGUGUGUUCACAUAUUUAGUUACUUGUAAAAAAUAAUUCCAACUCUGUUUAAAAUUUUGCCGCUCAAAAUAUUGAAAGAGGGGCCACCCCCACCAACUACAACGAAAGAUUCACUAGGUCGAUCGACAAUAAUAGUCCCUAGUACUUACUUAAAUCUCGGACAGCGGCACACAAAACACCGACAGCGUGUAUAUGUAACAGCUGUUGACAUGACUUCGUUUUUUCUUUUCAAAUAAAUUAAUAAAAAAAUAAAAAAGUGCGCGUUAAAAUCAUGGAAGAGCGCGUAAAGUUACUAAUGAACGACGGCAGCGAUGCCCAGCUGAUGGGCGUGAUUGCGGCAGUUUUUGCAGUAAUAAUAACAAUAGUAGUACUCUUUGCUCUAUGGAGACGCAGAGUAUCUGUUGGGCAUAAUGUUCUUCUGACUGGUCUAUGUGAUGUUGGCAAAACUCUCAUCUACGCCCGUUUGAUGCACACCAAGUACGUGCAGACUCAUACUUCUGUGAAAGAAAACAUUGGGGAUGCCAUUGAGUACAAUACUUCUGUCAAGAUAGUAGACAUUCCCGGACACGAAAGAUUGCGUUACAAAUAUUUUGACAAAUAUAAGGGCUCAGCCAAGGGGCUUGUAUUUGUUAUUGAUUCGUCAAGUAUUCACAAAGAUAUCAGAGAUGCUGCAGAAUACUUGUAUGUAUUACUGUCUGACUCUGCAAUCAACAAAAAUGUUCCUGUUCUGAUUCUUUGUAACAAACAAGAUCAGACUUUGGCUAAGAGCAGUGGAGUUAUUAAGACUUUACUGGAGAAAGAAAUUAACCUUCUUAGGGUAACUAAAACUAGUCAACUAGAGGCUACAGAUGCAUCAUCCUCAAAUGCAUACUUAGGAAGUAGUGGAAGAGAUUUCGAAUUUUCUCAUCUUGACAGAAGAGUCGAUUUUGCAGAGUGUAGUGCUUAUAUUAAAGAUGCUGAGACACCAGCUGACAUUGAACAAUUAACGUUGUGGCUAACUAACUUGGUUUAAUCAUCAUCACAUAACAAUCUUUGGCAUUAUUUAAUUCUUAAAAAAACUAUUUUUUACUCGAUCUAUUAAGCUUGAAAAAA